CGAGAGGCUUCUGUGGCUAGAGCUGGAAGCGGUAGGAGCCAUGGCUAAUAAGCUGGCUUCUUCCAUGGGAAGCCUGCGAGCGAUGGUGCUGCUGCUGCUGGUGACCUUCGUCGUGUGGGCAGCCAGCACCGAUGCAGCACGGCGUGAGCCUGUGGCGUGGAGGCCCGGCAUGAUCGGUGCCGAGGAUUGUGAUAAUAAGCAUGGUAAGGGUGGUGGUGGCGGUGCUGGAGCUGGGACCGGAGCCGGCAUUGGAGGAGGUGCUGGUGGUGGAAUGGGUGGUGGUGUUGGAGGUGGUGCUGGUGGUGAACUGGGAGGUGAUGUGGGUGCAGGAGGUGGAGCAGGAGGAGGAAUGGGCGGUGGUGGCGGGUUUGGAGGAGGAGGUGGUGUAGGCGGUGGUGUUGGGUUUGGAGGCGGGGCAGGUGGCGGCGGCGGUAUUGGUGGUGGCGGGGGACUCGGAGGCGGAGGCGGAGGCGGGGUAGGUGCAGGAGCAGGUGGUGGAGGUGGUCUUGGUGAUGGCAGCGGGCUUGGAGGCGGAGUUGGAGCUGGCGGCGGCGGCGGAUUUGGUGGUGGCGGGGGAGUAGGAGCCGCCGGAGGAUUCGGAGUGGGUGGUGGCGCUGGUUUUGGAGUAGGAGCUGGUGCAGGAGGCGGACUUAGUGGUAGUGGUGGUUCGGGACUUGGAAGCGGUGGAGGAGGAGGACUUGGUGGCGGCGGUGGAUUAGGAGGUGGUGCUGGCGGUGGGUUCGGUGCUGGAGGUGGCUCUGGAGGCGGUCUCGGUGAUGGAGCUGGAGCUGGCGGUGGGAUGGGCGGCGGUGGAGGCUUUGGAGGAGGAGGUGGUGGUGUUGGUGGCGGCGCAGGUGGAGGAAUGGGUUUCGGUGGUGGGAAGAGCGGCGGCGCCGGAGUUGGCGCGGGAGGUGGUGGCGGGUUCGGUGUCGGAGCUGGAGCAGGCGGAGGCAUGGGUGGCGGCUUCGGCGCCGGAGGUGGCGCAGACGGCGGACUUGGUGGAGGAGGAGGUAUGGGCGGUGGCGGCGCUGGUGGAGGGUUCGGUGGUGGCGCGGGAGGUGGGUUCGGCGGAGGCAUGGGCGGCGGCGCCGGAGGUGGGCACGGAGCAGGUGCCGGCGGCGGUGCGGGAGGCAGGUUUGGCGCAAGUGCCGGUGGUGGCAUGGGAGGCGGGCACGGCGCAGGCGGCGGCGGAGGCAUGGGCGGCGGCUUGGCGGUCGGGCACGGAGCCGGCACCGGCGGUGGAAGCGGCGGCGGCCAUAUGGGUGGCGGGAGCAGCAUUAGCAAUGGCAGAUCGACACGAGCGUUUCUUCUCAACUGA
Messenger RNA from Panicum virgatum (switchgrass), 1318 nucleotides. Its product is annotated as glycine-rich cell wall structural protein-like. Bases 41 to 1318 code for a protein of 425 amino acids. Lineage: Eukaryota; Viridiplantae; Streptophyta; Magnoliopsida; Poales; Poaceae. The transcript has a single exon. The record is from RefSeq and is a predicted model, not a curated record.